Molecule: messenger RNA, 1596 nt
Organism: Trichoplax adhaerens
Lineage: Eukaryota; Metazoa; Placozoa; Uniplacotomia; Trichoplacea; Trichoplacidae
Exons: 2
Source: RefSeq, a predicted model, not a curated record
AAUGCUCAACUUAUUAUUCCUACUAAUUACGGUUUUGUUACGGGAACAACCAUUAAAACGAAUAGCUUAACUCAAUUCGCCUACCUUGGUAUUCCUUAUGCUCAACCUCCUAUUAAUCAAUUACGAUUUGAACCACCUGUACCGGUAAAGUCUUGGAAAGGCGUCUUAAAUGUUACACAAUAUCAGUCUAGUUGCCCUCAACGACUCCCAAUACGUUUUACUGAUUCCAAAUCACCAAGUAGUCAAAUUAAUGAAGACUGUCUAUAUCUAAAUAUAUUUACCUCUAAUCCUUCUAAUGUUGCAAAUAUGUCAGUGUUAGUUUACAUCCAUGGCGGUGGAUAUGUGCUUGGUUCAGGAUCACAAUGGCAAGGUCAAAUUUUAGCUGCUCAUGAAAAUAUCGUUGUAGUUACUAUUAAUUAUCGAGUAGGUGUACUAGGUUUCAUGACAUCAGGUGAAGAAGAUAGUGCUCGAAGAGCUAUUCAAGCUAAUCUUGGCCUGCUAGAUCAAAGUUUAGCAUUGCAGUGGGUAAAAGAUAAUAUUGAAAAUUUCGGAGGUAACCCAGAUUUUAUUACCAUAGCUGGAAAUUCAGCAGGUGGCUUAUCCGCUAUGUAUCAUCUAGUGAUGCCUUCUAGUAAAGGAUUAUUCAGAGGUGCAAUCCUUCAAAGUGGACCUUAUGGAACCAUACCAUCAUACAUUAAAUCGGGUACAUCAAUGCCGGAUACUUUGGCCAGAGCUAAGAUAUCUUUUCAGCAAUUUAGUUCAUUAGCGAACUGUACGAAAAAUACAACAUCAAAGAUCGUCGAGUGCUUAAAGACUUUAUCUGUACAACAGUUAUUAAAUAUUCAAAGUACUUUACGACCAAGAAAUCGUAUUUUAACAUCUCCUGUUGCUGAUGGUAACAAUGUACAAGAAGCUUUACAUACAGCUAUACCAGCAGGAAGAUUUCAUAAAGUUAAUAUUAUGUUGGGUACAACGUUAAAUGAUGGCUAUUUCAGGCUUCCUUCUAUGCCUAAUGCUGUAACUGGAAUACCGCGCCAAAAUUUUAUAUCUACUACUAAUAAUUCUUUUCCCUUUGCAAGCCAACGCGUAAAAUUAUCUAUACAGUAUCGAUAUACUAAUUGGAGUAAUGCCAAUUCACCGAUAUCAAAUCGAGAUCAAUAUGGAGAAUUAUUCAACGACUUCGUCUUUGCUAUUCCUAAUAUAUAUUAUGCCGAUCAGUUGUCUCGAUUUGUACCUACAUAUAAAUAUAUAUUUGCUCAUCGUACUAGUGGUACAUGGCAGCCAUCUUACGUAAAAGUAGCACAUACCAUGGAAAUACCAUAUAUGUUAGGUUAUCCUCUUGAUAAGCCAUCCGAAUAUCCAUCAACAUUUAAUGCUGAAGAAGUAACCUUAUGCAGACAUGUUCUUUCGUAUUGGGGUAGUUUUAUCCGAGAAGGAAAUCCGACAGACCUACGUUCUCCUAUCAUGUGGCCUAAAUAUACACAAGAUACAAGGCAGUACUUGUGGAUUGCUCCCAAUUUCCAAAUUAAAAGUAAUUAUCUUGCCGCAAAUUCAGCCUUUUGGAAUCAGUAUCUUCCUCAACUCGCUUCACAAACU